CACGUGACGAGAAAAACUUACGAACUCCCAUGAUUCUCCACUGAUCAGUUCAAGCCCAGACAGCGCGCGCGCAAAGUGUCGAUAACAGCGGUCCUGACGAAAUGGCGGAAACUUUCAGUGAUGCGAAUGGAUCCCUGUUGUAUGCUGCUGAGAACGGCUCAGUCGAGGGCGUUAAAAUGGCUUUGAAAGCAGGUGCACACAUUGACUUCGACCAUGUGUACAGUCAGUCCGUAAGCAGUGGUACGGCAUUGUACAAUGCUUCCAUGUUGGGACACGUUGACGUAGUGAAACUGCUGCUCCGCAAGGGGGCGUCUGUGGCGAAGAGAAUCAAGUCUUCAUUUACCCCCCUUCAUGCAGCAGCAUAUGAAGGACUGACAGAAGUGGUGGACUUGCUGGUGCAGCAUGGUGCAACAGUAGACGUACGAGACGGCUUCCAGAACACUCCACUCAUGGCUGCUUGUGGCCACAACUAUGUCGACACGGUUCGACGACUGCUUGAGCUUGGAGCAAGGCCUUAUCUAACACACGGUUACUUAGACGAGAGGGCCCUGGAAUCGUCUCGCCCGAGUUUGAAGCUGAUAGAGGAGGUAAAGAAGACCAAGCUGCUGAGAUGCUGCAACCCUAAAUGUGGGAAACCAGGCUACAGGAAAACCCUGAAGCUGUGCGGCCGGUGCAAGCUGACCCGCUACUGCAGCCGUGACUGUCAGAUACAACACUGGUCUGUCGGACACAAGAAGUGCUGUGGACAUGACGUGUACUCUGACGACCCCGCCUUCAAACUUUACAAGUCUAUGGCAGAGACAAUGAUGGCAUGUGCACAUGCAAAAUAAACGUGACUUUUACGACUUUUAAUUUUAAUACUCCAUAUACGAAGAACUAUUGAGCGCACCGUACCACAACGGCCAUAUCAAAUGUAGUAAAAAUGGGGUAUGUUGGCAAAUCUUAGUUUCUACUAUGGACAUUGCGUUUCUGUAUUCUAGCGUUGUGUCAAGUGUUGUUUUUUCACGUACGUAUUCUGUUAUACGGUUUUAUUAAGAAUCGUUUAAUCGAGUUUAUCUUGCAAGCAUGUAAAUAAUGUAAAGUGUGCAUGGGGGGUGGGGAUGUAAGCAAAGAAAAUUUUGCAUUGACCACUUUGUUAGAUUCAAUGAGAAUGAGGCUGUCGCAAUAUAUUUGUCACAGUGACAUUUUGUAUCCCAAAACAAAAGUCUUACGUAAGUAAAUUUGUUUAUUUGAAUUCAUCACACAGUGAUUGGGAGGGCAAAACAGGUUCGAACAACCUUUACAAGUUGCCCUCCCUCACAUAAAAAUGACACUAGUACAUACAAAUCAAUAACAUACAAGCAACAACAUCAAUACAUACAAUACAGGUCAUAAUACAGGUCAUAUAUAUAUAUAUGGAAAACAUAAUCUGGGUAGCACUACUUAUAAAACUAUUGCCUAGCGCGACCUCAAAGCCACACAUGAGCCACACCCACAAGAAGUGGACCAAGUGCAAGGUUGGUCAAGACUGUAUUGUAAACUGAGUCUGUCAUAGGCAGACUUUACCAACUUGUGCUUGAAUGCUAACGCAUCAGACUGAUUGGCUGCUAGCUGUCCGAUACAACGGAGGCCAGGAGCCAACAAGUUCCAGAUUGUUACCAGUCUAGGAAUGUAGGAGUGAUGGAACGCUGAGGUCUUAGAUCUAAUAUGAGUAAACAUGAAGGAUCUAAUACUUCUAGUCGGCCUAGUCUAAAUAAGACAUUAAUGAGUGCUGGGUGCUGUGAUGGGAAUGAUACGAAGUGUGUAACCUCUGGCUAUUAUUCCAGGUGAAUAAAACAACAAUUGACAGAA
Molecule: messenger RNA, 1830 nt
Organism: Branchiostoma floridae (Florida lancelet)
Lineage: Eukaryota; Metazoa; Chordata; Leptocardii; Amphioxiformes; Branchiostomatidae
Product: serine/threonine-protein phosphatase 6 regulatory ankyrin repeat subunit A-like
Exons: 5
Coding region: 102-830 (242 amino acids)
Molecular function (GO): protein binding
Source: RefSeq, a predicted model, not a curated record